AUUUAAAUUGGAGCCCGAGCCGCCCCCUCGCGGGUCGGGUUCCCGUGGGGCAGUGGAGCAGCCGUGGGCCUCCUCGGGCCGUGACCCCGGGUCUGGCGCGGGGUGGGGCCGUGGGGGGGGGCAGGUUUGCGCAAGAUGUGCCGGGGCUGCGCGGGAGAGGAGCGGCGGCCGCGCUGAGCCAGAGCCAUGAGCCACCAGAUCCUGCUGCUCCUGGCCGUGCUGACCCAGGGCCUGGCCACCUCCCAACAGCGAGACAAGGUGCCCUGUGAGAUGGUCGACAAGGAGGUCUCGUGCCAGGGUCUUGGCCUGCUCCAGGUCCCCUCGAUGCUCCCGCGGGACAUCGAGGCCCUCGACCUAUCUGGAAACCAGCUGCGGAGCAUCCUGGCCUCACCGCUGGGCUUCUACAUGGCCCUUCGACACCUGGACCUGAGCACCAAUGAGAUCAGCUUCAUCCAGACAGGUGUCUUCCAGGCCCUGCCCCACCUGGAGCACCUCAACCUAGCCCGUAACCGCCUGGCAGCGGGCAGCGUGCUGAGCGCCCCUGGCCUGGGCCCCCUGCCUCGUGUGACAUCUCUGGACCUGUCGGGGAACAGCCUGUACAGUGGCCUGGUGGAGCGGCUGCUGGGGGAGGCGCCCGCCCUGCUCACCCUCUCGCUGGCCGAGAACAGCCUGACCCGCCUGGCCCGCCAUACCUUCUGGGGCACGCCUGCACUUGAGCGGCUCGACCUGCACAGCAACGUGCUCAUGGACAUCGAGGACGGUGCUUUCGAGGCCCUGCCCCACCUGGCCCACCUGAAUCUCUCCAGGAACUCCCUCACCUGCAUCUCCGACUUCAGCCUGCAGCAGCUACGAGUACUUGACCUGAGCUGCAACAGUAUUGAGGCCUUUCAGACGGCCCCCGAGCCCCGGGCCGAGUAUCAGCUGGCCUGGCUCGACCUGCGGGAGAACAAACUGCUCCACUUCCCCGACUUGGCCGCGCUCCCGAGACUCAUCUACCUGAACGUGUCCAACAACCUCAUCCGGCUGCCUGCAGGGCCGCCCCAGGGCGGCGAGGGCAUCCACGCACCUUCUGAGGGCUGGUCGGCCUUGCCCUUCUCGAACCCCAGCCGGAACACCAGCAGCCACCCCCUCUCCCAGCUCCUGAAUCUGGAUUUGAGCUACAAUGAGAUCGAGCUGGUCCCCGAGGGCUUUCUGGAGCCCCUGACCUCCCUUCGCUUCCUGAAUCUCAGCCGGAACUGCCUGCGAGGCUUUGCGGUGCCGCGCGCCGCCUUCCUGCCUUGCCUCGUGCACCUGGACGUGAGCCACAAUGCGCUGGCGACGCUGGCGCUGGCCUCCAGGGCGCUGGGGUCUCUACGGACACUGCUCCUCCAGGACAAUGCCCUGCAGGACCUGCCCCCGUACACUUUUGCUGGCCUGGCCAGUCUGCAGAGGCUGAACCUUCAGGGAAACCGAGUCAGGCCUUGUGGGGGGCCGGGGGAACCUGGAGCCCUGGGGUGUGUGGCCUUCUCUGGCCUCUCCUCCCUCCGCAUCCUGAACCUGGUGGACAAUGAGAUGGAGCGGCUGCGGGCGGGGGCCUUCCUCCACACGCCGCUUACCGAGCUGGACCUCUCUGCGAACCCCGGGCUGGACGUGGUCACAGGGGCCCUGGCAGGCCUGGAGGCCUCCUUGGAGGUCCUGGCCCUGCAAGGCAACGGGCUGGCCGUCUUGCAAGUGGACCUGCCCUGCUUCAGCUGCCUUAAGCGUCUCAAUCUUGCUGAGAACCGCCUGAGCCGCCUGCCCGCCUGGACGCAGGCCGUGUCCCUGGAGGUACUGGACCUGAGAAACAACAGCUUCAGCCUCCUGCCGGGCAGCGCCAUGGGUGGCCUGGAGACCAGCCUCCGGCGCCUCUACCUGCAGGGCAAUCCGCUGAGCUGCUGCGGCAAUGGCUGGCUGGCCGCCCAGCUGCACCAGGGCCGUGUGGACGUGGACGGCACCCAGGACCUGACCUGCCGCUUCGGCUCCCAGGAGGAGGUGGCCCUGAGCCACGUGCGCCCCGAGGACUGUGAGAAGGGGGGGCUCAAGAAUGUCAACCUCAUCAUCAUCCUCACCUUUGCACUGGUCUCGGCCGUCCUCCUCACCACCCUGGCCACCUGUUGCUGUGUCCGCCGGCAGAAGUUCGGCCAACAAUACAAAGCCUAG
Messenger RNA from Odobenus rosmarus divergens (Pacific walrus), 2178 nucleotides. RefSeq names its product leucine rich repeat containing 32 (gene LRRC32). Bases 187 to 2178 code for a protein of 663 amino acids. The record is from RefSeq and is a predicted model, not a curated record. NCBI's taxonomy places the organism in Eukaryota, Metazoa, Chordata, Mammalia, Carnivora, Odobenidae. Gene Ontology annotation, molecular function: protein binding. The transcript is spliced from 3 exons.